Messenger RNA from Staurois parvus, 1187 nucleotides. The record is from the annotation of a GenBank genome assembly. NCBI's taxonomy places the organism in Eukaryota, Metazoa, Chordata, Amphibia, Anura, Ranidae.
UUUUUCUACUGUCCACAGGCAACAUGGGCUUGCACUCCACUAAAAGGUGAUAUUGUAAAUCUAGAAAGUAACAACAUAGAUGACAUUUUAGGUAAUGCAGAUGUCGCUUUAGUUAAUUUUUAUGCUGACUGGUGCAGAUUCAGUCAAAUGCUACACCCUAUAUUUGAAGAAGCUUCCAACAUAAUUAAAGAUGAAUUUCCUGAUAGAAGUAAAGUUGUCUUUGCAAGAGUGGAUUGUGAUCAGCAUUCGGAUAUUGCGCAAAGAUAUAGAAUAAGCAAAUACCCCACAUUAAAGCUAUUCAGAAAUGGAAUGAUGAUGAAGAGAGAGUAUAGAGGUCAGCGUUCUGUGACAGCAAUCGCAGACUACAUCAGGCAACAAAAAAGUGAUCCAAUCCGAACAGUUGAAAGCUUAGAGGAGUUAAAAACAAUUGAUCGCAGUAAAAGAACAAUAAUUGGAUUUUUUGAAUCAAAAGAGUCUGACAACUUCCGAACAUUUGCAAAAGUGGCAAACAUUUUACAUGAUGACUGUGUCUUUCUUUCUGCAUUUGGGGAAAUUUCAAAACCUGAGCGAUUUAGUGGAGAUAAUGUAAUUUACAGGCCUAAUGGGGAAAAUGCUCCUGAUAUGGUUUAUUUGGGUUCACUUGCCAACUCUGACCUUGCCUAUGCUUGGACUCAAGAUAAAUGUGUACCACUUGUGCGAGAAAUAACAUUUGAAAAUGGAGAAGAGCUGACAGAGGAAGGACUUCCCUUUCUCAUACUUUUCCAUAUGAAAGACGACACUGAAAGUCUAGAAAAAUUCCAACAAGAAGUUGCACGACAGCUGAUAAGUGAAAAAGGAACAAUAAACUUCCUACAUGCGGACUGUGACAAGUUCAGACAUCCUCUCUUUUACAUAUUCAGAAGACUCCUUCCGAUUGCCCUGUAAUAGCUAUUGAUAGCUUUAGGCACAUGUAUGUUUUUUCAGAUUUUAAAGAUUUAUCGAUCUCAGGUAGACUAAAGCAGUUUGUAUUAGAUCUACACUCUGGAAAGCUACAUAGAGAAUUUCACCAUGGACCUGAUCCAACUGAUGUUGCUCCUGGACAGCAAACUCAAGAUAUAGCAAGUAGUCCCCCUGAAAGUUCCUUCCAGAAGUUGGCACCAAGUGAAUAUAGGUAUACUAUACUGAAAAGGGAUCGUGAUGAGCUUUAA